Molecule: messenger RNA, 1661 nt
Organism: Mangifera indica (mango)
Lineage: Eukaryota; Viridiplantae; Streptophyta; Magnoliopsida; Sapindales; Anacardiaceae
Product: cytochrome P450 89A2-like
Exons: 1
Coding region: 28-1539 (503 amino acids)
Cellular component (GO): membrane
Molecular function (GO): oxidoreductase activity, acting on paired donors, with incorporation or reduction of molecular oxygen, NAD(P)H as one donor, and incorporation of one atom of oxygen; iron ion binding; heme binding
Source: RefSeq, a predicted model, not a curated record
CGAUUCGAAGUGAUUUGUAUCUGCAAAAUGCAAACCUGCUUCACCAUCCUCCUCUCUAUCUCCAUAGCUUUCCUCCUCAAAGCUUUUAUUAAUCUUCUCUUUCCCCGCAAACAUCUCCCUCCUGGCCCUCCGACCCUCCCCAUUAUUGGAAACUUACUAUGGCUUCGCAGAUCAACUUCUGAAAUCGAAGCCAUCCUUCGUAAUCUCCGCAAGAAAUUUGGCCCCAUUGUUACUCUCCACUUUGGCUCUCGCCCGGUUAUUUUUGUAACCGAUCGCUCCCUUGCAUAUAAGGCUUUAGUCCAAAAUGGAGCUGUCUUUUCUGAUCGUCCACCAGCUCCUCCCACAACCAAAUUCUUUAGCAGCAACCAACACAACAUCACUUCCUCUUCUUAUGGCCCUACAUGGCGGCUCCUACGCCGAAAUCUCAACGCAGAAAUUCUCCACCCUUCACGGGUGAGAAACUAUACGCGUGCGCGUAAGUGGGUUCUUCACAUCCUUUUGGAUCGUCUCAAGUCAGAGUCCAAAAAUGGUGAUCCAGUUCGUGUGAUGGAUCAUUUUCAAUACGCCAUGUUUUGCUUAUUAGUCUAUAUGUGUUUCGGAGAACAGGUUACUGAAAGCCAAAUAAAACAAGUUGAGGACGUCCAGCGUCGCCUGUUGUUAGGAUUUAACCGAUUUAAUAUACUAAAUUUCUGGCCGAGAUUGACAAAGAUUGUGCUUCGCAAAAGGUGGAUGGAGCUGCUUCAGUUGCGGCAAUAUCAAAAAGAAGUGUUGGUCCCAUUGAUAAGAGCCAGAAAGAAGGUAAAAGAAGAGAGUUUGACAAAAUGUGAAGAGGAUAAGCAUGUUUUAGCUUAUGUUGAUACUUUAUUAGAUCUGGAGCUUCCAGAAGAGAAGAGGAAGCUCAAUGAAUCUGAAAUUGUUUCUUUGUCAGCGGAAUUUCUAAACGCUGGCACAGACACUACAUCCACGGCACUACAGUGGAUAAUGGCGAAUUUGGUGAAGUACCCACAUAUUCAAGAGAAGAUAUUCAUGGAGAUUAGAGGAGUUGUGGCAGAAGCAGAGAAUGAAGUGAAAGAAGAUGAUUUGCAAAAGAUGCUUUACUUGAAGGCAGUGAUAUUUGAGGGCUUAAGAAGACAUCCUCCAGCGCAUUUUGUGUUGCCACACGCAGUAAGUGAAGAGAUAGAGAUGAAUGGACAUGUGAUACCAAAGGAUGUGACCAUCAAUUUCACGGUGGCUGAAAUGGGUUGGGACCCAAACGUUUGGGAGGAUCCAAUGGCAUUCAAGCCAGAGAGAUUUGAGGGUGGUGAUUUUGAUAUAACAGGAAGUAGGGAGAUUAAGAUGAUGCCAUUUGGGGUUGGAAGAAGGAUCUGUCCAGGGCUUGGUUUGGCAAUUCUUCAUUUAGAGUAUUUUGUGGCAAAUUUAGUUUGGAAAUUUGAGUGGAAAGCUGUGGAUGGAGAUGAGGUUGAUUUAUCAGAGAAGCAGGAGUUCACAACGGUUAUGAAGAAUCCAGUGAAGGCUCAUAUUUGUGAGAGGACUAGAUAAUUUACUCUUGUACUUGUACUAUUAAGGAAGAUGUUACUGUUAGAUAAAUGCCUGUCCUCCUAUUGAUAAAAUCUGAAAAUUUGGCAUCCUAAUAAUAGAUAAUAAAUUAAUAUCCCUCUCAA